Molecule: messenger RNA, 850 nt
Organism: Leptosomus discolor (cuckoo roller)
Lineage: Eukaryota; Metazoa; Chordata; Aves; Leptosomiformes; Leptosomidae
Source: RefSeq, a predicted model, not a curated record
GCUACUGGAGGCCGACUCCAAGUCGAUGCGCUCCAUGAACGGCUCGCGCCGGAACAGCGGCUCCUCCUUGGUCUCCAGCUCCUCGGCCUCCUCCAACCUCAGCCACCUCGAGGAGGACACGUGGAUCCUCUGGGGCCGCAUCGUCAACGAGUGGGACGAGUGGCGGAAGAAGAAGGAGAAGCUGCUGAAGGAGCUCAUCCGCAAAGGCAUCCCCCACCACUUCCGCGCCAUCGUCUGGCAGCUGCUCUGCAGUGCCACCGACAUGCCCGUCAAAAACCAGUACUCGGAGCUGCUCAAGAUGUCCUCUCCCUGCGAGAAGCUCAUCCGACGGGACAUCGCCCGCACCUACCCGGAGCACGAGUUCUUCAAGGGCCAGGACAGCCUGGGCCAGGAGGUGCUCUUCAACGUCAUGAAGGCCUAUUCGCUGGUGGACCGGGAGGUCGGGUACUGCCAGGGCAGCGCCUUCAUCGUGGGACUGCUGCUCAUGCAGAUGCCUGAGGAAGAGGCCUUCUGCGUGUUCGUGAGGCUGAUGCAGGAGUAUCGCCUGCGGGAGCUCUUCAAACCCAGCAUGGCCGAGCUGGGGCUCUGCAUCUACCAGUUCGAGUACAUGCUGCAGGAGCAGCUGCCGGAGCUGAACAUCCACUUCCGCUCGCAGAGCUUCCUCACCUCCAUGUACGCCUCGUCCUGGUUCCUCACCCUCUUCCUCACCACCUUCCCUCUUCCCGUGGCCACGCGCGUCUUCGACAUCUUCAUGUACGAGGGGCUGGAGAUCGUCUUCCGCGUGGGGAUGGCCCUGCUGCAGUUCAACCAGGCUGAGCUCGUCCAGCUCGACAUGGAGGGCAUGUCCCAG